Epinephelus lanceolatus (giant grouper) is the source of this 9652-nucleotide messenger RNA. RefSeq names its product APC regulator of WNT signaling pathway 2 (gene apc2). Gene Ontology annotation, cellular component: beta-catenin destruction complex; catenin complex; cytoplasmic microtubule. Lineage: Eukaryota; Metazoa; Chordata; Actinopteri; Perciformes; Serranidae. The record is from RefSeq and is a predicted model, not a curated record. Gene Ontology annotation, molecular function: microtubule binding; gamma-catenin binding; beta-catenin binding. Gene Ontology annotation, biological process: pattern specification process; cell migration; negative regulation of microtubule depolymerization.
CUCUCUCCCUCCGUCUCUCUCUCUCUCUGUCAGUGAUCUUCAGCUCAGCUCGGAGUCAUGAGGAGGCGCUGCAGAGUGUGAAGAUGGCCAACGCUGUGGCUUCCUACGACCAGCUGGCCCACCAGGUGGAGGUGCUCCGUAAGGAGAACUCCCACCUGAGGAGGGAGCUGGAGGACAACUCCAACCACCUGUCCAAACUGGAGACAGAGACCACCGGCAUGAAGGAGGUGCUGAGGCAGCUGCAGAGUAAACUGGAGCAGGAGGCAGGAACGCUGGCCUCGUCCGGGCGGAGCGACGUGCUGCACCAACUCAAAGAGCUCCACAUGGACCUCACCAACUACUACGAACUCAAGCACCAACCUCACAACCUGAGACUGCUGUCGGGGAGCCUGGGAGGGGCGGGGCUAACAGGUGUUGCAGGGGCGGGGUCGGCCGGGGUCGGAGGGGCGGAGCUAGAUGACCGCUUGGCUCUGCCUCCUUCCUCCUGCUCCUCCUCUGCAGCGGCGGUAAGCAGAGCCAGGAGUCCACUCAGAGCGUCGUCCCGUCUGAGCUCAGCGUCUGGCGUGGAAUCUGCCGCCGUCAUGCUGCCGCAUCACUUCCUGGACGGGGCCCCACCCAAAACAGCUGUGAUCAGUGGAGCCGAUGGACGAAUGAGCGACCACCACCUGGAGGAGCUGUACAAGGAGAGAAACCUCCUGUUGGGGGAGAUCGACCGUGAGGAGAGGGAGCGCUGCUGGUACUUCAGCCAGCUGGAGGCGCUGUCACAAAGACUGGCUCAACUGCCUCGCAUCGACACGUUUUCUUUGCAGAUGGAUCUGAUCCGGCAGCAGCUGGAGUUUGAAGCACAGCAGGUUCGGUCUGUGAUGGAGGAACGUUUUGGCACCAGUGAUGAGAUGGUUCAGAGGACGCAGAUGCGUGUUGCUCGUCUGGAGCAGCUGGAGAAAGAGCUGCAGGAGGCCCGAGGGAGUCAAGAGACCCAGCUACAGCUGUCUGGAGCCGAGAAGCCUCCUGCUGGAGAACCGGACAACAACUCGUCAUCGGCUGCUGCAGCAGGAACAGAUGCCGCUGCAGACGGAGGCAGCAAGGUGGAGAUGGUGUUCUGGCUGCUCUCCAUGCUCGCUAACAGAGAUAAGGAGGAGAUGUCUCGGACUCUGCUGGCUCUGUCCAGCUCUCAGGACAGCUGCAUCGCUAUGAGAAAGUCUGGCUGCGUCCCCCUGCUGGUCCAGAUCCUGCAUGAACCUCCAAGCAGCGGUGGUCCUGGGGAGACGGCGGCGAGCGGUACAACAACCGGCUGCAGCAGAGAGGCCAAAUCCAGAGCCAGCGCCGCCCUCCACAACAUCAUCUACUCCCAGCAGGACGAGGGCCAGGCCCGCCGGGAGAUGAGGGUGCUGCACAUGCUGGAGCAGAUCCGGACCUACUGCGACAGCGGCUGGGACUGGAUCGAGAGCCACGCCGGGACACCGUCACCCGGGGGAUCCAAAACUACCGACAUCCCUGAACCUGUGGACCCUCAGAUCUGUCAGGCCAUGUGCGCCAUCAUGAAGCUUUCCUUUGAAGAAGAGUACCGACGUGCCAUGAAUGAAUUAGGUGGUCUGCAGGUGGUGGCUGAUCUGAUCCACCUGGACCAGGACAUGUACGGCAUGCAGAACGACCCCAUCAACAUGGCUCUGCGCCGCUACGCAGGGAUGGCUGUGACUAACCUCACCUUUGGAGAUGUCGUCAACAAGGCCACCCUGUGCUCAAAGAAGAGCUGUCUGCAGGCUCUGGUGGCUCAGCUGGCCUCCGACAGUGAGGAGCUCCAUCAGGUGGUCUCCAGUAUCUUGAGGAAUCUGUCUUGGAGAGCAGACAUCAGCAGCAAGAGAGUCCUCCGAGACAUCGGCUGUGUGUCUGCACUGAUGACCUGCGCCCUGCAGGCCACCAAGGAGUCAACCUUGAAGAGUCUCCUGAGUGCUCUGUGGAAUCUGUCGGCACACAGCAUCGACAACAAAGUGGCAAUCUGCUCGGUGGACGGCGCUCUGGGCUUCCUGGUCAGCACUCUGACAUACCGAUGUCAAACCAACUCACUCGCCAUCAUCGAGAGCGGCGGGGGAAUCCUUCGAAACGUGUCGAGUCUGGUCGCCACACGUGAAGACUAUAGGCAAAUCCUCAGGGACCACAACUGCCUCCAAACUCUUCUGCAGCACCUGCGCUCCCACAGCCUGACUAUAGUGAGCAACGCCUGCGGGACUCUCUGGAAUCUUUCUGCCCGAAGUCCGAAAGACCAGGAACUGCUGUGGGACCUCGGAGCGGUUAGCAUGCUGCGCAACCUUAUCCACUCCAAGCACAAGAUGAUUGCCAUGGGCAGCGCCGCAGCUUUAAGGAAUCUCCUCACCAAUCGACCCCUGAAAUAUAAGGAUGCUGCAGUUAUAUCCCCUGGCUCCUGCAUGCCCUCACUCUACAUGAGGAAACAGAAGGCUCUGGAGGCAGAGCUGGAUGCAAAACACCUUGCAGAAACUUUUGAUACCCUUGAGAAACAGAGCCCCAAGCACCUGACCCUUAACAAGCCGCUACGGCACAUUGAGAGUCUGGCAAAGGAUUACGCAUCUGACUCUGGUUGUUUUGAUGAUGACGAGGCCCCCAACGUCUCCAGUAGCCUGGACACUGGGAACUUCUCUAUGCUGUCCAUGUUCCUUACCAACUCUAACUUCCUGCAAAACCAGCCACGCAAGAGGGAAAGUGAGCCAGAGAGAGAUGUAGACAUGCCUCAGAUGGUCGAGAAGACACAUGCACCUCCUGACGAUGUGGUAUCUGCCGUGGCAGAGAAGCUAGCCAAAAAGAUUACCAACACGGUUGCCAAGAUUGACAGGUUAGUGGAGGACAUCACUAUGCACACGUCCUCGGAGGACAGUUUUAGCCUCAGCUCUGAGGACCACCUGGCGGACUGGCCUUAUGGACUGGAUGAACUCAAUGAAGCCCGGGCGAAAUCAUGUUCCCCGUGCCGUCUCUCUGAUACAAGCAGCUUGGCCCACAGAGAACGCCUCAGUAGAGCCCACGCUCUCUUGCGCCUCAAAACUGCCCAUACAAGUGUGUCAACAGACAGCCUAAACAGUGGCAGCACCAGCGAUGGAUACUGCGGUAGUAAAGACCAGAUGAGACCUGCUCCAAAAGCUCUAAUGAUGCAACAACGACCCAACCAGCUUGAUCUCAAGGUGGCUCAUCAGGAUUAUCUUAAUGUAGGACUUGCUGCUCUGAAUGAGACUAACCAGCAGGAUAUUCCGGAGAGAGAUUCUGUGGACAACAAAGACACCAGAGCUCUUGAACUCAGCAGUGCAGAUGCAGAAAAGAACCAGGAUCAUCCUGUACAAACGCCUGUCAGUGCAUCCACUAAAGUCUCCUCUGAUGUCAGCAUGACUUCAAUUAAGCUGUCUCCUUCUUAUCAACAAGUCCCACUCAUUCAGAGUGUGGCCAAAUUUGGUGUCGCAAAAACAGCCAUUAAUGUUCAGGCUGCCCAAGCAAUGCGGAGGCAAGCAUGGGUACCUACUGUGAUGACUGGGGGUAGCAUUACGAAAUUCUCUCCAAUGCCAUCCACUAGAAGCCCAACUAUUGGGCCAAUGGAGACGGUCCAGAAAUACUCAGUGGAGAAUACCCCGAUUUGCUUCUCCCGCUGCAGUUCUCUGUCCUCCCUCUCUUCUGGUGAUGGAGCACUUGAUGGACAAAGUGAGAAUGAGCUGGAGAGUGACUCUUCAUUAGAAAUAAUUGAAGUGGAGGAUGGAGAAGUGGUGAAGAGAGCUGAAGAGGAUGAAACCUUGGAGGACCUGAGUGACAGCCAGCUGCUGAUGACUGACUCAAAAACCUUCCCCAGCAAAGAGACCAAUCCCAUUGAGAUUCCCUGUCCUGCCAAAAGGGAAAAGGUGUUCCUUAGAGGAGCUUCACCUGCCAUACUGGAAGACAGAUCUCCAUCCAGUUCGUCUGAGAACUACAUCCAUGAGACACCUCUGGUAAUGAGUCGCUGUAGCUCAGUCAGUUCAUUAGGCAGCUUUGAGUCUCCCUCUAUUGCCAGCUCAAUCCAAAGUGAUCCAUGCAGUGAGAUGAUUGAUGGAACAAUAAGUCCAAGUGAUCUUCCCGAUAGCCCAGGGCAAACCAUGCCUCCUAGUCGAAGUAAGACUCCAUGUUGCGUUGAGUCAAAUGGACCAGAAACACAAACCACGGGAAUAGCAGGCCAAUGGGAAAGCAGCCUGCGGAAGUUCAUGGAGAUUGCGGACUCGAAAGAGAGGUUUAACCUUCCUCCUGACCUGGACACCAUGAUCUACUUCACUGUGGAAAAGCCCACUGAGAACUUCUCUUGUGCUUCGAGCUUAAGUGCUCUGCCUCUUCAUGAACACUACAUUCAAAAAGACGUGGAAUUGAAAUUGACCCCGCUACUUCAGCAAAAUGAUAAAAAUCUUCCUUUCCCUGAUGAGGAUGAGCAAGGAUUAGACCACGGUGAGAGAUACAGUGAGGGUAACUCAGAUGAUGAUAUAGAAAUCUUAAAGGAAUGCAUCAACUCAGCAAUGCCCUCCAAGUUCAGAAAAGUAAGACCAUCCCUGAUGACCACCAUCCCUCCUCACAUUCUCAACUCCCAGAUCCGAAAACAGAUACAUCUUCCAGUGUACAUGAUGCUCCCAAAUGGAAAAACCCAAAUGUGUCCUGGGAGGAGAAUUGUUAUCCCACAAAAGGAUUUGAAAUGUGAUGAUUCCUCCUUCACUGAUUCUGCAGAGGGUACACCUGUCAACUUCUCCAGCACAACAUCGCUAAGUGACGAAACACUUCAGUAUCCAGUGAAGGACAAGGGUGCUAAAGACUGCACAGCUAAAGGCAUGAACAAACAGGAAUUGCUCAACGAUGAGGCGAAGAGGAUCGAAGACUUGAGGAUAUUCUCACAUUUCCACAAACCCAACAGGAUGAACUACCCUCCUGAGAUACAAAUGAACCGAACAACCAAACAUAUCAUUCCCACUCAGAGGGUGCUAAUGCAGAGCAAAGAGGUGGCCGACAGAGUGGCAAACCAAAGAAAUCGCGAUCAGUCUCCUAACCAACAAAAGAAGAAGCAAGGGCAAGGCCCAGUCAGGAAAUUGGAACUGCCCGUUAUAAAGCAAAACACAGAAAGUAACCUUAAUAUGGGAUCACAAAAAGGAAAAACAAUCUUUCGCCAAAUGACACAUUCUUCAGAGGACAGUAACAGCUUCUAUGAUGGCGAAAAUGAAAAAGACGAAGGAAUGAAAAGAACAAGUAGAAAACAGAUCAGGGAAGCAAGCAGAAAUACUCUCUCCCGAAGCAUGACAAAUAUCGGCAGGAUUGAUAAUUCCCAAGCAAAGCCCAGAGGAUUUCACAGGAUUAAACAGAAUCUGAUAAAGGAUGAAUCUCUGGCAUGUUACUCCCUCAGCUCCUCGCUCAGUUCACUGAGUGAUGCCGAGUUUGAGGAUCAGAAAUCAAAAGCCCAGCAGAUAUGGUACAAAAACAGACACAACAAAACACUGAAUAUGAUGAAAGAAAAAAAAAUUAUGAACAUUCACAGUCAAUACGAAGAGCCAAGCUCACCAAGCUCUGUCAGCAUGGAUUCAGAGGAUGACCUCCUUCAGAAAUGCAUAACAUCUGCCAUGCCCAAGCAGAGAAGGAAGCUUGCUGCCAGGAAGAAGAAAGCAGAAAAUACUCAAAAACAAAAGGCCUCUGAUGGGUGGAACAUGGAUGAGGAAAUGGAUAGUGAUGAUACAGCAUGGGAUAAAGAUUCAGAUCUCAACAGUGUUGAAUGGAGAGCCAUACAAGAAGGUGCAAACUGUGUCGUCACUGGGCUGCAGGCAUCCAAGUCUCAGGAGCCAUCCUCUGAAGAGACUGAAUCAGUCCUGUCAUUCAUGUCAACAUCCAGCUUUACACCCAAAGAAAGGAAAUUUGCUAAAGACAAAAAGGCAAAUAAACCUCUAGACUUCGCACAACGCAAGCCAGUUCCAAACCUACCAGUGGUUUUCAGAGGCAGGACAGUGAUCUAUACACCGAAAAAAGAGACGGCUCCAUCGCAAAGACCUCCUCCCAGAAAAGUACCAACCAAGACAGAUGCUCCAAAGAACCCCAACCUCGCUCAGCACAGAUCAAAGAGCCUUCACCGAUUAGGUCACCCCCAGGACAUUGAACUGUCUUUGCCAAAGAGGAGCUCUACUCCACCUCCAAGGAUACCAAAAAGUUCAUCCUCUGGAUCAUCGCAAAGCUCUACACCAUCCAAACAGUCACAGAAGAAGAUAACAUCCCCAACUCAGACAAAUAAAUCUGUCCAGAAAAAGAAUGCCUCACCAGCUAGUAGCUCUCCAGCUAGUAGCCCCCCUGAAAGAAAGGGACGCUCUCCUGUUGUGAAUCAAAAUGAAAAAUCCCCACCACCCAAAACUCAAAAGUCACCUGUCCGGAUCCCUUUUAUGCAAAAUUCAGUCAGGGCUAGACCUCUGUCACCUCUGGUGACUAACCAAGCAAGCACCAAACAAAUCAAUCAGGUCAAUGGGAAAAAGGUGUCCCCCGCCAAUCGAUUUGAACUUGUCAGGAUGACUUCCGUUCAUUCAAGUGGUGGUGAGUCUGAGCGCAAUGGAUUCUUGAGACAGCUGACUUUCAUUAAGGAAUCACAGACUGCGCUGAGACGUGAUGGUACUGUACGCAACAUGCCUGGAUCUCAGAAUGGAUCCCCCCGCAGAGCAGUUCCUGGAGCUUCAGCUGUCUUCCUUUGCUCAUCACGCUGUCAGGAACUAAAGGCAGCUGUGCAAACCCAGAGAAGGGUGCAAGUAAAAGCUCCAAAACAAGCACAGCAAGUCCAGAGGCCAGAACCUGGCCUUCAGAAACAGACUACAACCCUCUCUAGAGCGACCUCCAUUGAAAGGGACCUAUCUGCAAGACGCCCAGCCAGGAGAACUAGCUCUGAAAGCCCCUGCAGGGUGGCUCAGCGAAACGUGUCUGGCAAAGUGUCCGGAGCCAGGCAGCACCAAGACAAAGAUACCUUUAAACGUCACGCCUCAUCACCGAGCAUAAACAUACUGAGCCGAGUGACCAGCCGUUCUUCCCUCCGUUCAUCAUCAUCCGAUUCGAGUGGAAGAGCAAAGAGUGAGGAUGAUACAAAGAAGAAAGGGCAGAGAGCUGCAUCCCGGCUAAAUGACAGAGUGACCUGGAGGAGGAUCAGGGACGAAGAUGUACCUCAGAUCUUGAAAAGCACUCUGCCAGCCAAUGCACUACCUCUGGUGCCUUCUCCUGAUGGGGAAAAGCCAAAGUUACCAGCUCUUCCAGGAAAACUGCCAACCAUUCUUCUUGCAUCUCGCAAGACAAGUGAUGCGACAGUCCAGACAGAAGAUUUUUCGAAUAACAAGACCAACUCGAGCACCUCCCCCGCGGUCGAAACUGCUCCGGUGAUCUCAGAGGAAGUGGCACGAUUUGCGCUACUCAGAAAGAUCAGUGCCACCUCUGGGAGUAACCCUCCGGAUGGAGAUUCAGACGCCUCCCUGAGGAGCCACAGCACUAUCUCCACGGGAACGCCAGACAGCCACGUGGGUGGAGUUGUCCACUUCCGCCAAGGAUCCCCCAGCAAGGCCGCCCGAGUCACUCCAUUUAAUUACACCCCCAGCCCCAUUUCCUGCUGCCUGCAAGACACACAGAGCCAAGCAGCCACAAUCAAUGAGAAGCCAGGGGAAAAGACUGAGUCGUAGGACGUUUAGUGGAUUACUGGACGACACUGAUGACUCUACUGUGUUCCUAAAUGAAAUUCAGCACUCAGGUGGACGGAGUAGGAGUGUGCUGCCCCUUUACCUCGGGUAUUGACCUUUUACUUUCCCCAUUCACUGUAUUCAAGUUUUUCUCUUUAUUUCCUGAACAAUUGAUCACAGCUUCCAUCUCCCAUUCAUACAGGGUUGGAUGUAUGCAUUGAGACAGGUCUGACACGAACAGAUCAUCAAUAACUUUUAGAGAUGCACUUCAGAGAAAAAUCUCACAUGAAACGGAAGUGCAUCUUUUUGUACUUGUUUUGUAUUUGUAGAAUAAUCAUUGCCUGGUAGAAAUGUAGUGAAAACAUAAAGACAAUGAACUUGAUUUCAGCACAUAAAUCACCAUCGGUCUCCUGGACAGAAUCGAUAAAAGAACAAUAUUAUGCAAACUUCUGAAGGAUUACUCAGCUGGACUUUUACCUGAAAAGGUUCAAACUGUGGCGGACUGUUGACAGACUCACACAACAACAUACACUAACAUGUAAAGUAUUUUUUACAUACAGUACAUAAACGCUUUGGGCCUUUGCCUCACCACUCAACUGACUAUGAUACACUGUUAGCCUUUCCUGUGACAUACAGAGCCCAGUAGGGCUGGGCCUACAUUUGUGAUGAAAUAAUUUCUUCAAAUUAAUCACCUUUAUUCCAUUUCACAAUAUAAUCCCAGGCGUCUGAGAUUAUACUGGGAUCUUUGACUGGAAUUAAUAUGUAUCACAGGUUAACAGGAUGGAAUCUUGGUAAAAACUAUUAACAGAUAGAGACAGUGUAAAACACGAUUUAAUCUUUUGAAGGAACAAAAAAUAAAUUUGAGGGAACUUAUUAACUAUGAACCACUGACUCUACUGUGCAAUUUGGAUAAAAAUCUAUCACCAUAUAAAUAAUUUAGAUGUCACAAAACUGAUAUAGACUCAUCAGCCAAAACCUUAAAACCAUCAACAGAUAAAUAACAUUGAUUAUCUUGUUACAUUGCAAUGUUCUGCUGGGAAGCCUUUGGUCCUGGCAUGCACUACCCACCCAAACACUGCUGGGGACCACGAACCCCCACUGAAUGUGACAAGAAGCUCAAUACAUUGAACCAAAUUAUUGAUUUGAGGGAAUGAUUUAUCAAAAUGUUCAGCCCGACAUCUACUGGACUCCAGUUCCUUCACUGUUGCAGAACAUAUAGCAAAUUCUGUCAUUUUCAAAUUCUCAGCUGAUUGUGGGUAACUCUCCUGUACUCGUUGUCUUAAUCAGCAUUGUAAAUAACAUGAAAAUAUACAAAAUCUUCAACGCUUCCUGGUGGGCAAAAGAAUCUGUGUUGCUCCCUGACAGCAUGCUAAUAUAUUCACUGACUGUAUACACACCUGUUAACAUUGUGGACGAUGGAAGACAAUGAUGUUGUUAUUCAGAGGUCACACACUUUCUAAAGCCAGACGAGAGCAUUACUAGCCAUCUGUAUUCAAGUGCCGCAAAGACCUGAAAUGCUAUAAACUGUCAGCACAGAUGAACAAAGCAACUUCAUGCGUCUGUUCAUCGAAUGACGUUAUCUUUGUGUUUGCUUCUAGAUUCAGGCACUGUUUGCUGUUGAGUAUUUCCUGUCAAGAAACAAAAAGAUUUGAUUCAGUGAUGGCUGGGCUUCGAGUCGACAGACUUGGGUCCUUACAGAAGUCUUAAUAACGUGUUAAUAUCUGCUUAACUGUGUUGCUGUAAAAGUAGUGAUAGGUUGAGACAUUGUCGAGUAUUAAGACGAUGAGUAUUCUCUGUAGUUGUACCAUCACUCCUCCAUGUGUGCUCGGGGGUCAAAGACAGCAGAGUGCUGGACGGAACCAACAUGAAGGGGCUGUUUAUUCAUUAAAACAAGGUUUUGUAUUUACCACCCUGCUGUAUUUCCAAAGCAUGUUUUGAGUAUGAAUAAAGCCCAAGUAGCUUCUGAA